CGACUCGAGUCUGGACUCUUUUCGCUUGUGUGAACGCACAGAACAACACCAAAAGAGAAUUUGCCGAGUAGAGCAAAGAGAGAGUCACGUGUGAACGCGAUCUAAGUUGGGAAAAAAACUUCGAUACACGAUUGAACUUUUCAUCGAUUUUUUACGACAGCGCUUAUGGAUUUUUGACUAAAUAAAAAGCGUUUUUGGGUUAAAGUCUGUUUAUAUUUAGGUUAAUAACGAACUAUAAUAAAAUUAGAAUUAUUAAGGAGAAUAAUGGAUCAUGGUUCUCAAAUAUAAGAAAGCAAUAUUACCAGAAAUUUUUCCUAAAGUUAUAAAAAUAAAUGUAAAAAACAUUCAACGACGCUAAAGUUAGGAUUAAGAAAUGUAGGUAAUGUUAUGUUUAUCAUUUUCUUUUAUAUAUAGUAGUGAAAAUUAAGGAAUGUCUAUUCUCACAAUAACAUUUCCGAAACCUAAAUUGUGACGUGAUAAAGUUUAUCAGAAGGAAAAAAAAACAAAGCAGAUAAAUUUUAGAAUAGCAUCCCCCGAAUUCGAGGUUUAAAGGAAUAUGUACGGAUAGAGAAGGUUCUCUAUAUUAAGAAAAUAUAUAUAUAGUUGCCGCUGACUUAUGGUUUUUGAGAUAUUCGCACUUAAAUUUCAACUAUUGAAGGAAAUUUGCAAAACAAAGAAGUAAUACUAAAGGACACCUUUUCCUACACUCCCUAACUAUUUACAUGUACCAUUAUGGCCGAAAUUGACUUUGUUGUUUUGAAGGUUAAUGGCGCCGAUAUAAAUCAGUUGCCAGAACAAAAAGUGGUUCAAAUGUUCCUUACUGCCGGUGAGCCGUUGCUUGUGGAAAUCCAAAGGAAAUACAGGUCUAACGAAAGCUGCAUUACUGGUUGCAAUUUUAACAAACAUGAUUUCGAUCACAUUGAAUCAAAGAUGGAAUUUCUUCAAAUUACUCCAAAUGCACAAACGACGAAAGAAGUACCGGUCAAAAAUAGCUCUGCAAACACAUCCUUCACAAUAAAAUUGGUUGUAGGUACAAAACCAUCCCAGCCUGCGAAAAAUUCAAAAAAUUCUCUUGAGCGUGUGUGCAAGACAACUCAAACUGACACUAGUUAUUUUCUCUAUGAUAGUUCAAAAAAAGCGGCUGAUCAUUUCGUUGAACAUGAACAUAAUUUAUUAGACCAAUGUUUAGCACCAGAAAUUGAUGUAGAAGAAAUAACACUGCGAAAGUCCGAUAGCAAUGAACGACUGGGGUUAAUUGUUUGUUAUAAUAGUUGCGCCAGCAACGGUAAUAGCGGCGAACACAAUGGUGCCUUCUCAAGUUUUGACGACAACGAUGCCUGUACUGAAGUAUAUAUAAGUGGCAUACAACCGGAUAGUGUAGCUGGAAGAGACGGUCGGUUGCGUCAAGGUGAUCAAAUACUUCAAAUUAAUGGGAAGGAUAUCAAAAAUAAAGAAGAAACCGAACUGUUGAUCGCGGAAAAUAAUAAUGCUGUAACUCUUUUAGUUAGCCGGUAUCUUUUUACGGAGGAGGACGAUUUCAACGACCCUUUGUUGGCUGAUAUAGAAAUUGAUGACGAUGAUGACGCCGAGGAAGAAGAGUUUUACGUUGAAAGUAAUAUGACUUAUGAAAAUUGUCUUCCACAGAAUGAAGCCGCUUCAGAUUUAGAAAAGUCUUUAGUGAAUCAUCAUGAAAAUAAAAGCAAAAAACAGCAAUCUGUUUUUAUUGCACAAAGGCCCUCGCUAACAACAGUACCUUCAACCGCCGUGACAACGUUAGCCUAUCCUAGUAAUUUCACGCAAAUAGAUGUAGUUACCGCAAAUAGCCCGGAAAAACGCUCAAUAUUUGGAUGCGAGAAAGGUAUGGAACAGUUGCUUACUCAUCCUGUUUUACAGCAAAAUAUAAAAAAGGAACACCAUAACUCAACAAAAAAGAGUUUACGACCACCCAAAAGUGACCAGCUUAUUUUUCGUACACCAACAGCAUUUGUAUCGUCAAAAAAUAAACCGAAUGAUCACAGAGAUAUUAAUUACGAUACGACAGAACAUAUAUAUGAAACUAUACCAGAGGAUUCAGAAUUAGAGCCAGUUUAUUGCUCUCCCUAUGAGAGUUCAACAUAUGUUACGGCGUUGGGGUCCUGUUCAUCUGCCGCUACUGACUCUUUCCAACAGCUGCAACAAAAGAAAAGUGUAGUGAAAUGGUUAGAUGUAUGUUCUACUCCAAUGGCGAUUUCAGAAUAUGCUGUCAAAGAAUCUGGACGAAGUACUAGCAGUUGUAUACGUAAAUAUUGGAAUAGCGAUACAAAUAAAAAAAAUAAUACUGUCUCUAGUACCUUAACAACUAUAACAAACGGUUCAAGCAGUAGUGGUGGCAGCGGUGGGGGCAAUAGAAUAGAUGUUUCGCAAGAUGAAGAACUUGAUAACUCUUCUAGUGCUUACAAUACGGGGGGGUCAAAUAUUAGUACAGUUCAACUUGUAUCGGCCCUUAAUCCAAAUGGUAAGUGUAAUGGUAUGCAUGAAGACAGCAAAACGCAGAAUUUGUAUGAGUCGAAAGACAAAACUAAUCUUGUCUUGACUAAUAUCGGCAGUGAUAGCAUAACACAGCUUACACAAACUCAUCGCAGUGAUCUGGACGGUUCAACAGAAGAACAAGCUAAAUUUUCCCCAAACCACCAAUGCAAUAAUGAACCUAAUAUUUAUCAGACCUUUAACAGAAGUAUGUGCCGAGAAGCGAUUUCACAACAUCAAACUAAUUUGUCUCAAUCACUGACGCGCGAUAAAAUUCAUCAUUUACAGAGCCCAUGCUGUCCUCAAUUCGUUGCACCAAACCUAAGUCAAUAUCAUUUUGUUAGCAGUCAAGAGGUAAGAACUGGUUCUCAGCUGGUAACAACAGUACCUUUACUUACCACCACUGACGUUAACCAGAAACCACAUUCGAAAGAUGAAGCUAUGGUUUGGAAAGUAAAACGGCGUCAAGAUGGAACAAGAUAUAUUGUUCGUCGUCCGGCUCGUAGUCGCUGCAUGGUUCAAAAUCGUUCUAUUCGCAUUAAUACUGAACACAUUCGUAAUAGAGAUAUUUCAACAACCGCGGAAGAGGAUAAUAUGUCAGAAGUCAAAACAGGACGUUACUGGUCAAAAGAAGAACGAAAAAAGCAUGUUGAGCGUGCAAGAGAACGAAAACAACAAAAUCAGUGUCAACUAUCUAGUGCUGUUCUUGUAUCUAAAGUCUGCGUAAAAGAUCAAACAUCCUCAAAACCGCUUCAACAAAAGAAAAAUGGCUUAAAUCAGCAAUAUCGAAUGAACCAGCACAGAGUUAUUGAACAUGAAACUAAUAGUAUUCAACAAUCGUAUGCGACUGCCACCUUGCAACAGCAUUAUCAACUGCAAUUUAAUUCAUCACGGAUACAAAAACCUUUGAGAAUGAUUGGCAGAUGUGAUUAUAAUGGAACAAACGUUCCUUCUAGCAACGGGUACAGUGAAAUGCAGUUCAUAUCAACAAAAGAGUCGGUGCUUGAAACAACUGAAAAAGAAUUAGGUAGAAUAACAUUGGCACCACUGUCGGACACUACCGUACCGAUGAACAAGCUAAACGGCGAUGGACAAUGUAGGCCAAUACUGUUGCCGGGUCCUCAGGGAAUUGAUCUUACAAAAACUCCAAAUUUUCCAACUUCCGCUGAAGGCAGUGAAUUAAAAAAUUUUAUAUCCCGAACUUCAGUUUAAAGAGCGUUGAAAUAUU
This is a messenger RNA of Bactrocera oleae (olive fruit fly), 3733 nucleotides long. RefSeq names its product SLo interacting protein 1 (gene Slip1). The record is from RefSeq and is a predicted model, not a curated record. Gene Ontology annotation, molecular function: protein binding. Lineage: Eukaryota; Metazoa; Arthropoda; Insecta; Diptera; Tephritidae.